UUGGUUUGUGAAAUGCAUGAAGAAGAGAGAGAACUUCAGUAUUCGCUCAAAGCGGAAUACUCUUCACAAUGCACUGGAAAGCUACAGAUGUGUUCGGUGGCUGGCAGCAGUGACCAUGCUGUGUUUCCGUAUCCCGUUCUUUCUGGUACUCCUCUCUCAGGUCCAAGAAUCCAUCCAGGGUCUGGAGGAAUUCUCAGUGCCUGAUGAAUGGGUCCUGCUUCAUGUUGUUCAAGGCCACAUCGGCGCAGGCAACUAUAGCUACCUUCGCCUCAACCAUGACGGACGCAUCAUCCUACACAUGCUCAGCCUUAAAGGCGAUGCCGACCUAUACGUCUCGGACAAGACGCUGCGACCGGACUUUGAUACCUAUAAGCUACAGUCGGUCACCUGCGGCCAUGACGUGGUCGUCGUCCCAAGUGACUUUGUUAGACCGGUGGGCAUUGGGAUCUAUGGGCACCCCUCUUACACAGAGAGCGAGUUUGAGAUGAAGGUGUUUUAUGAUCAGACUGCUUUAACCGAGGACCUGUUUCAAAAAGAUUCGUAUUCUACAGAGCAGAAUCACGAACAUCCCAAAUACCCACAGCCAGGCACUUCAGAAGAAUUUGAAGAAGAUGAGCCCAUCCUGUGGACCAUUCUUAUUGGGAUCCUUAAGAUAAUACUUGAAAUUUUGUUUUGAUUAUUGAUGUAUUUUUUUCCCUUAGGAUUGAAAGAGCAUGAAGUAUUGGCCAAAGUAAUACAAGCACUGGAGCAAAUUGUUCUUUUGGUAAACAGGUUAAAUUUUUCUCUAGACCUAGAUCUUAAUUUACUUAACAACAACAACAAAAAAUACAGUUCCUACUUAUGUUUUCGCUUUAUCACACACAAAUAGCAGUUUCACUGUUGAUUUAAGUGAUUGCUUAACUAUGAUUUUGUCUGUUUGAUUGUAGUUCGUUCAUUUGCAUUGCUCAUAUACUAUAAUCUAAUAAUUUUGAAUCUGCUGAGGUUCUGAGCCCUAUGCAAUCACCCAAAUCAGCUUUUGGAAAGAAUAACAACUGUGCCUUUUGUCAUCGUCCUUUCCUUAAGAAGUGAGAGGCAUGAUACGAUGCAACCAUAACAUUUAUAACAUUUUCAAAUAAAGUCAGUCACUUGUGCAAACUGCA
Molecule: messenger RNA, 1139 nt
Organism: Clarias gariepinus (North African catfish)
Lineage: Eukaryota; Metazoa; Chordata; Actinopteri; Siluriformes; Clariidae
Gene: c15h6orf120
Product: chromosome 15 C6orf120 homolog
Exons: 2
Coding region: 17-676 (219 amino acids)
Source: RefSeq, a predicted model, not a curated record